AGAUGCGGCCGCGGCGGCGCGGAGCUCGGGCGGCCGUGGAGGAACUCAGCCUCGGCCGCAGGAGGCGCCGGGAGCGGAGCCGCCGGGAGUCGCGCAACAGGUUUCCUUCUCCAUCGCUGCGCCCACAGGGGACGCGCGCCCUGCCGGGAGAGGGGCUUCUCGGUUCGCACUCUCGCUCCCAGUCCAGUAGGGUGACUGUGUCAAAAACACCAGAAUGGGUACUUCUUGACUUGAACUUGGCGGUGUCACUCAGUAGCCAGGAAAGACGGAGAAAUUGAUAGAGCCUUCGAGGAGUCCCUUCGAAGCCCACACUCCGCUGACACCAGCUGAGAUCUGUAUUACUUCCUGUGGUUCUCACGCACUUGUUUCAGCCGUUUCUCAGCAGAGGGAGGAGCUGUUAUUUACAGCUUACUGACUCUGAAGGUAUAUUUUUUGCAUAUGUAAGGAGGUCAUACAUCAUUUUUUCUCUCAUCUGAUAUACGGAAUCCUUCAAAGUCACCACGUUGUUCAUCAUCAUCACUGAACCCACCAGAGCUUGUGCCAGGCAAAAUGAAAGACCGGCUAGCAGAACUUCUGGACUUGUCCAAGCAAUAUGACCAGCAGUUCCCAGACGGGGACGAUGAGUUUGACUCGCCCCACGAGGACAUCGUGUUCGAGACGGACCACAUCCUGGAGUCCCUGUACCGAGACAUCCGGGACAUUCAGGAUGAAAACCAGCUGCUGGUGGCCGACGUGAAGCGGCUGGGAAAGCAGAACGCCCGCUUCCUCACGUCCAUGCGGCGCCUCAGCAGCAUCAAGCGCGACACCAACUCCAUCGCCAAGGCCAUCAAGGCCCGGGGCGAGGUCAUCCACUGCAAGCUGCGCGCCAUGAAGGAGCUGAGCGAGGCGGCUGAGGCCCAGCACGGCCCGCACUCGGCAGUGGCGCGCAUUUCGCGGGCGCAGUACAACGCGCUCACCCUCACCUUCCAGCGCGCCAUGCACGACUACAACCAGGCCGAGAUGAAGCAGCGCGACAACUGCAAGAUCCGCAUCCAGCGCCAGCUGGAGAUCAUGGGCAAGGAAGUCUCGGGCGACCAGAUCGAGGACAUGUUCGAGCAGGGUAAGUGGGACGUGUUUUCCGAGAACUUGCUGGCCGACGUGAAGGGCGCGCGGGCCGCCCUCAACGAGAUCGAGAGCCGCCACCGCGAACUGCUGCGCCUGGAGAGCCGCAUCCGCGACGUACACGAGCUCUUCUUGCAGAUGGCGGUGCUGGUGGAGAAGCAGGCCGACACCCUGAACGUCAUCGAGCUCAACGUACAAAAGACGGUCGACUACACCGGCCAGGCCAAGGCGCAGGUGCGGAAGGCCGUGCAGUACGAGGAGAAGAACCCCUGCCGGACCCUCUGCUGCUUCUGCUGUCCCUGCCUCAAGUAGCAGGCCGGCCCGGGCCGCCACCGCCCAUCCCAGACCAUGGAGCGCGCUGGGAAGGACGCACCAAAGCCGGGAGCUCUGCCCUGCAGGGAGUUGCCCCAACCCUUUCCGGAACUCAGUCUUUAGAAAAGAAACGCCAGGUUCAAGAAUUGCAAACCAGCCUGUGCUUGGAAAGAUGGUUAGUUGAUACCGUCCGAUGAUUCUUCAGUAAAGAUAGAUUCCCACAAAGUUGUGCAAUGUCAUUAUAUGACACCUUGCACUCUUACCGUCUUGACAGAAGCCAAGUAAGGAACUGAAGUUGUAUCUGACUGUAGGGUGAAUGUCUGAGGCCUGCCUCCUAAUAAAGACUCAAGGAGGAAGUCAAUUGGGCAUCUGCUAAUAGAAUGAACUCAUGAUGGAAACUUCAGUUCAUUUACUUUGUCCUGAAAAUUCCCUGGUUCUGUUCCAUUUUGAGCGAAAUUGGCCUUGGGAAAAACCACGUUCUUCCUUUCCGAUUCUUCAUCCGGUCUACGCUAUGCAAUUCCUCCCCAAAUAUAGAUCUUAUUUCUGCUCAUUUCCCCUACUUAUUAAAAUCACACCAAACACUUACUAUUUUCUUAUCUCUUUCACUUUUUAAAUAUCUUUCACCAGGUUAUAUUUUGGUAUUAUUUUUCCAAACAUUUUUAAGCACUGAAUAUCGAACAAGCACUCAAAUUGAAGUAUCAGUCAUGUUUUGUGUAUUUUUCGCUGAUAAAAAUUAUUUAACAUUUAUAUUUUUACUUGAUUACAUAUGCACAUGUAUGUAAAUGUAAAAUACUAAUAUUCACUAAUAUAUGUACAUAAUGAUCAAUUGGUUUAACUUCUUUUAUGUAAGUAUGGUAUAUAAAUUUCAAGACGAACACUUUUCUGGCUCUUGGUAUUGGUUUGCUUGUUUUGAGUUUGUUUCACUCCAGUUUGCCCCUUCCUAGUCCAGUUUGGGUCAAACUUCAUGUUAAACAACUCUGCAUUGGUUAUGGCGGUAGACAUAUGGCGGUAGAAAAUGUAUACGGAGCUAGAGACAACUAACAUUCUUGGAAAUACUGCUUUUGUUUUACUGUGGACCAUUCCUUCCAUGCAUUGAAAUGGAGAAAUUCAAAGUAAAAGAAUUCUGUUUUUCAAGCAAGCUUAAUAAACAUUACAUUAUACACAUAUUUUUAUACAUUUCUGGCUUGACCAUUUAGUUUACUUUCUCAAUUAUUGUUAAAAUUUUUCUUUUUCCUUUUUUUUUUUUUUUUUUUGAGAUGGAGUCUCACUGUGUUGCCCAGGCUGGAGUGCAGUGGCAGGAUCUUGGCUCAUUGCAACCUCUGUCUCCCAGGUUCGAGCGAUUCUCCUGACUCAGCCUCCUGAGAAGUUGGGACUCUGGGCGCGUGCCACAAUGUCUGGCUAAUUUUUUAUGUUUUUAGUAAAGACGGUGUUUCACCGUGUUAGCCAGGAUGGUCUUGAUCUCCUGACCUCGUGAUCCGCCCGCCUCAGCCUCCCAUAGUGCUGGGAUUACAGGUGUGAGCCACCAUGCCUGGCCUUUUUUCCCCCCUUUUGAGACAGGGUCUCCCUUUGUCACCCAGGCUGAAGUGCAGUGGCAUAAUCAUGGCUUACUGCAGCCUUAAACUCCCAGGCUCAAGUGAUCCUCCCACCUCAGCCUACAAAUAGCUGAGACUACAGAUAUGUGCCACCAUGCCCGGCUAAUUUUUGUAUUUUCUGUAGAGACAGGGUUUGCCAUGUGGCCCAGGCUGGUCUCAAACUUGUGAGCUUGAGCAAUCCGCCCACCUUGGCCUCCCAAAGUGCUGAGAUUACAGGCCUGAGCCACUGACCCUGGCCAAAUUUUUUUUCUACUAGCUACUGAGGCUGCCACAUCUGGAUGGAACUGAGUGGAGGGGGAAAAGAAUGAAAAACUCAAAAGAAUUCCCAUGAGGGUGUCUUGCUUUCUCUCCUGAGUUACAAUACUUUAGCAAAAUCAUGAGGCUUUAGAGAUAUGGUGUAGUCUGCAAACUUCUUAAUGCCCUUACCCACAUUUACCAUGUUUCCUGGCCUUCCUCUGUGUCAACUCUUAGCUCUUCCUAAUCAUUAUUUAAUACAUGAGUGAGUUUAGUAGUGAUCAUAUUUCUCAGGUCCUUUAGAAGCUGGAAUUUUAAAAGAAUUAGAAGGAGGAGUAUGUGAAUUCUUUGGAGCUCACUGCCUGACUUGCUUAUGACCAGGAAAAUCUAUCCCCUGUAUCUAAUUUUAAUUUCAUGGUUAAAUUUGAGAAUUGUGGAAACCAAGUUCCACAAGGCUAUUCUCAUAUUUCUCCCAAUUUCUUUUUCAGCCAACUCCAAGGAUAUGUAUCACCUUUGACUUAAUUUGCUUUCUCUAAGGGAAAGGGGAAAAAAUGUUCACAUAGCUCCACUGCAAUGUUUUUUAUAAUAGAGGAGAGAUAUUGUAAAUAGAGACUGCCAGCCAGUUUCCACAAAAAAACGAAGAGUUCAUAAAUUUGACAUGUUUGAACCCAUAAAGCAUUUUCUUUGCUUGGAACCAUUAUAAAAGUAAGUGAGUUUUCAGGCUCUAUAUACAUUUUAAUUCCUCACGUUUUAUAUUGGAGAGUUCGGUACAGACUGUCCAUUACUGCACCAAAAGAAUGAGUGAACUGUUACCUAUAGGGAAAGAACACUUCUUCUUCCUGCUGUUUGGGAACCAUCUCAGUGUGGCGUAAUGGUUAGGAGUACAGAUUCCAGAUCCUGUUUCUUAGAUUUAAAUCUUGACUCUGCCACAUACUAGCUGUCUGACUGAACCUUGGUUUUUCUGUGCUUCAGUUUCCUCAUCUGUAAAACGGAGAUAACAGUACUUACCUCAUAGAGCUGUUGUGAAAAGUGAUGACUGAAUAUGUAAAAGCACCUAGAACAGUGCCUGGCACAUGCUAAGUGCUUUGUUCAUUAUUGUUGUUAUUAUGUAAUUUUCUCUCAGACUGAGAGCACUGUUAGUGACCCAAGUAAAUUUAUAGUUUUUAAGUACAGAGGAAAAAUAAAGCCUAUUUUUUGUUAACAGUCUUAAUAAAUAAUAAAAUGGAAUAAAGAAACCAAGACCCCAUCUUCUGUGAAUAUUAGGGCUUUUUUUUUUUUGACAGUCAUAAAGAUGUUUUCACUAUGGCAUUUCUAUCCCUGUGUAUAUCCAAACAUGUCCUGAAGAAGAAAUGAGAUGUUCCACCAAAAACACGUAAGCAGGAAGCAGCUGUUCUGCUCAGCUUGGCAGGUGUUCUUUCCUAAUUCUUCCCAAGCUGUGAGUCAGAAAGUCCUGGAAGGAGUUGUAGGAAGUUGUAGAGGCUGGGUCACUGACCUAAGAGAAGGCAUCAUUUGGCCCACUGCACGUCCUGGCCUAUUCACCAAAGCCCUUCCUGGCUCUGACUGCCACACCAGGCAGUGGGUGAAAUGCUGGCUUUUUCCUUAAGAAAUUGUGUUCUAGUGCCACCAAGAGAUGCUGUAGAGCUGGCUUUACCAAUCUCAUGAUGCUUGCUUGGCAACUCUGAAAGGUGACUUUGGCCAAGAAGACCUUGUGGCAAUUCUGCAAAUUUUAUACACUCAUAUCUUUUAGGGUACAAAAUGAAAGAACAAAUCACAAAGAACAAUAGAUCCUUCAGGAGCUGAAGGUAAGAAUCUUUUAUAGCUAUUUUAACAUAUACAGUGACUACUUUCUACUAGCCAAAUAUCAAAUUUUACAACUACCACCAAGCCACAGAUUAUAGGUGGUAACAACUCCAGAAAUGUCCUAACUAGGAAAGGUGCUCAUCUAGUAUGCAUCGGUAUCCAGGAUAAUAUGAGUUAGAAUUUUAAAAAUGUCAGUCAUUCAAAAAUAUUUGAACUGUGACAUCACAGAAGUAAUUUUAUGGCCUUUUAAGGUAACAACUUAAAAAGAGAACAGUACUCUUUUUAUAUCAAUGCCUUUACAUUUAUUUAAAAACAGUCCUAAUGCUUUAUAGUUAAAUGUCAUAUGCAGAUAUGUUCAGGCUCUAACAUAUAAAGUUCCUAACUUGACAGGAAACUACUGAAGAUUGUGUACAGCUUAAAAAAAAAAAUAGGGUAACUAUAGUCUUGAUUUUUAUGUAUAAAUUCUAUCAUUCUAUAUUUUACCAUCAGACAUAUUUCUACUCCUUUCUUUGAAGUAUGCGAAGUAUCUCCAACUGCAGCAUGCAACUCAUUCAUUUGUAAUCAAGACGAUAGUUUGAAACACCCAAUUGUAAUCAGAGCAACAGUUGACUUCCUUUUGAUAGCGGAGUUGAAAAUCAUUGCAAUUAAUAAAAUGGGGCUAUUAGAAAUGGAAAACGAAUAGGAUCUAGAAUGUAACUUCAUCAUAUAAAUGAUGAGUGUCUUUGUUAUCAACACGUUAUUAAGAAUGGGCAAGAUGUCCUUAUAUACUAGAAGCUUUUGUAAAGUCAUGUGUCUAUUGAUAAUAAAGAUUUUCGGAACUGA
Messenger RNA from Homo sapiens (human), 5861 nucleotides. RefSeq names its product syntaxin 11 (gene STX11). Gene Ontology annotation, cellular component: late endosome membrane; plasma membrane; membrane. Bases 550 to 1413 code for a protein of 287 amino acids. Gene Ontology annotation, molecular function: SNAP receptor activity. The transcript has 5 exons. Gene Ontology annotation, biological process: vesicle fusion; intracellular protein transport; vesicle-mediated transport. The record is from RefSeq and is a predicted model, not a curated record. Lineage: Eukaryota; Metazoa; Chordata; Mammalia; Primates; Hominidae.